AUGUGGUCAUCUCAAAAACGAAAUAAUGAAUGGUCUUCUCUUAAUCAACAAAUUGAUUGGAGAUCUAUAUGGCUUUACUUUAAUCAUAAUUAUAAACCAACAUACAACCUUACCAACUUCAAACUUAAUCAGCUUAAGUCCUUUAAAAUUAAAACAUUACUUAAUGAGUUGCCUACUUAUUCACUUCACCACACACUAUAUCUUAAAUUUUUCCACAGUAACAAAUGCUUUCACUGUAAUUCUCUUGACUCUCCAUCACACUGGCGUACCUGUGUCAAUUCUUCAUUACUUUACCAAUUAAUUCUAUCCACUAUCACAAAUUACCUUCACUUAGUUGAACUUGAUAUAUCUAAAAAUGAACUAGAAAAUUUAAUUCAAAAAAUUUAUAAACAUGAAGCAUUCUAUAAUAUAGCACCACAACCUUACUCAUAUUAUAUAGAGCCCACUCUCAAAGGCCUGAUUCCCCGAUCUCUAAUUCAAACUAUUCAAGACUACAAUAUUCCUUAUAAGACAGCAUCAAAUAUUAUAAUUAAAAAUCUAUUACUUAAAAUUAAUGAAUAG
Molecule: messenger RNA, 561 nt
Organism: Ambispora leptoticha
Lineage: Eukaryota; Fungi; Glomeromycota; Glomeromycetes; Archaeosporales; Ambisporaceae
Source: the annotation of a GenBank genome assembly